This is a messenger RNA of Carya illinoinensis, 1411 nucleotides long. RefSeq lists its product as uncharacterized. The transcript has 3 exons. NCBI's taxonomy places the organism in Eukaryota, Viridiplantae, Streptophyta, Magnoliopsida, Fagales, Juglandaceae. The record is from RefSeq and is a predicted model, not a curated record. The coding region runs from base 231 to 1337 and encodes 368 amino acids. Gene Ontology annotation, cellular component: plasma membrane; cell wall.
GGCCUUGAUAAUCUGGGAUGAGUAGACGUAACCCACCCGGUACGCUUCAUUAACCGGUGCGGCCUUUCAACGUGAUUUCAGCUGAGCUAGCCCUUUAAACCUCCUGCUUCCUCAUUUCCUGAUCCCACUUCUUUCCAUUUCCUAUAUAAAUACUAGGGCCGGCAUCCCACCUUUCUCUUACACCAAAUCCAUUACAACUCUCUCACUCUCUCUCUUCCCAGUGCUUUCUCAUGGAAGUGAAAAUUACAUUUUUGCUUACAGCUUCCUUCUUGUUGCUCACUGGUCCUGCUUUUGCAGCUACAUUUUUAGAAGGAUACCUCGACAAUGGAAACUUUGAAGAAGGACCAAAACCAACUGACAUAAAGAAAACAGUACUCAAAGGAAAAUAUGCACUGCCCAAAUGGGAACUCAAUGGCUUUGUCGAGUACAUCUCCGCUGGGCCACAGCCUGGUGGCAUGUACUUCGCUGUGGCUCACGGUGUUCAUGCUGUAAGGCUUGGCAAUGAGGCCUCAAUCUCUCAGACGGUAAAGGUUAAACCAGGUGCCUUGUAUGCUCUAACAUUUGGGGCAUCAAGAACAUGCGCACAAGAUGAGGUUUUGCGGGUCUUAGUGCCUCCUCAGAAAGGAGACCUUCCUUUGCAGACACUCUACAGUAGUAAUGGAGGAGACACCUAUGCAUUUGGAUUCGUUGCCACUUCUAAUGUUGUUACUGUGACAUUUCACAACCCUGGGAUUCAAGAGGACCCUGCUUGUGGACCACUCUUGGAUGCAGUCGCUAUCAAAGAGCUCUUCCCUCCAAGGCCCACAAGAGAUAACUUGGUCAAGAAUCCAGGCUUUGAGGAGGGUCCCUAUCAUUUAGUAAACUCUUCCCAUGGAGUUCUCCUUCCUCCAAGACAGGAAGACCUCACAUCCCCGCUUCCUGGUUGGAUCAUUGAGUCCCUUAAAGCUGUGAAGUUCAUAGACUCGAAGCAUUUCAAUGUCCCUUCUGGAUUUGCCGCAAUUGAACUUGUUGCAGGGAGAGAAAGUGCCAUUGCCCAAAUUCUCAGAACAGUUCCCAACAAAUUCUAUAACCUUACAUUCACUGUUGGAGAUGCAAAGAACGGUUGCCAUGGAUCAAUGAUGAUUGAAGCAUUUGCUGCUAAAGAUACCUUGAAAGUCCCCUUCAAAUCAGAAGGCAAGGGCAGGUUCAAGACUGCCAGUUUCAAGUUCAAAGCGCUGUCAUUUAGGACCAGAAUUACAUUCUUCAGCUCCUUCUACCAUACUAGGACCGAUGACUUUGGAUCUCUUUGCGGUCCUGUUCUUGAUCAAGUCCGGGUUGUCCCCGUAGCUCAUAUGUGAUUUCUAUCUUCUACCUGCUUCAUAAUUUUGUGAUAGAGAUUUCGUAAUGGUUAAUAUAAACUGUCUUUUGUGAA